Molecule: messenger RNA, 588 nt
Organism: Didymosphaeria variabile
Lineage: Eukaryota; Fungi; Ascomycota; Dothideomycetes; Pleosporales; Didymosphaeriaceae
Exons: 2
Coding region: 1-588 (195 amino acids)
Molecular function (GO): nucleic acid binding
Source: RefSeq, a predicted model, not a curated record
AUGAAUAAGAAACCGCAAUUUCCCAUACACACGAACUUUCUGCAGGGUCCUUCUAGGAAGACGUAUCUGACCAAUCUGACCAACCAUUUCGAAAUAAACAUUACGGCAAAACAACUAUGGGAGUACGAUAUCUUGAACUUAGACAAGAGAGACCAGACGAAGAAGAAAAUUCAUGUGCUCUGUUACGCGUACUGCCGAGCCACGACAAGAGUAUCCUACGCCACUCCCGCAUAUUAUGCAGACCGUCUAUGUGAACGCGGCCGUCUCUACAUGCCGAAUGUUCUCAACGGGAAUAAGGAAGCCAACACAACUACUUUACAGAACGCUAAGAACGGGGAAGUUCAGCGGCUUGAAAACGCAAGAAAUGCACAGUUUCGCCCGAACAACGCUGUUGACUACGAUUACGAAGUUCACGGCGCAAAGAGUCAAGAGGAGGCUGAUCAGGAGAAACAAGACCUCAGCACUCUUGACGACUUCAUGCGCGCACAGGCCUUGACAUUUGCGCAAGCGGAGUUUUAUGCGCACAAAAUAGAUGCGUACAACAACAUUGAUAUGACCGGCAACCUUUGGCCGGAUUCGAGUGGAUAG